AUGCCACCCCACACUGGGAGAGCGAAUGGCAGCCUUGAUGAUGAUGACUACGUUGCGCAAGUCCUCGCAAAUGAAGCGCGAGACAGUUCGCUAAAGUACUCUGCCCUGGGGAUGGGUGCUUAUAUGCCGAAGAGGCCUACAGGUGCUGCUCCUAAACCGAAUACGCGAUUCUUGAGACACAUCAUAAAAGAAACAGACAAUCACAAUUCCGCAUUGAAGCGAAAGGAAGAGAGGGAAGCUAGAGAACGAAUGCGACAGCUACGGAACCAGCCAGCUUCUUCAUCAAACGAUUCAAGAAAAGAUCCUCAUAGCCGUCAACCCCGAUCAGACGAUCGCAAAUCGCACAGGGACAGAAAAUACGACCGUGAAGAUAGACAUAACUCCUAUCGGCGAAGGCAUAGAAGCCGCUCGGCUUCGGCGGACAGAGAUCGCUCCCAUCGACAUCGGCGGAGGCGUGAUUCCUACGGCGAGGAUGAAGAUCGACACAGAUCUUCGCGAAGAAGUCGUCGGCACCGUUCCUAUUCCAGGUCGCGCAGUCGAUCCCCGCAAGAGGAUCGAGUAACGAAGUCUCGCAGUCGCCACCAUCGGCAACGGAGGCGCUCGAGGUCACCUUCAAGGUCUCGGUCUCGAUCGCUUAGUUCGAAUGAUAGACGCAAACGUAGAGAUCGUGAGCAAUGUUCCCCAGAGAGGAGUUCUACGAGUAAAGUCAAGGCAUCAUCGCCGCUGCACCCGGUAGCUAUUCAAGAUCAACAGCCAGGAUAUGAAUCAGACCCUCUUGAGGACCUUGUUGGGCCCCUGCCUCCGCAGGCAACUAAUUCUACUGGUGCAGCACCGAUUCGUUCUCGAGGACGGGGUGCCUACAGACCCAACAUGAGCAACAUUGACGCACAUUUCGCCCCGGACUACGACCCUACUUUGGAUGUGCAACUAGAAGAUGACGACGAGAAUGCUAGUGGCAAGCCCAGCCGCCGCCCUGUGGCCGGCCUUAUGACCGGAGAUGAUGAUUGGGAGCUCGCUCUCGAAGCAGUCCGUGACCGAGCCCGUUGGAAGCAAAGAGGCGAGGACAGAUUGCGCGAAGCUGGUUUCGAUGACACUUUUGUGAAGCAGUGGAAAAGCAACACUACGCCUACCACCGGCGAUUCUGAGGGUAGAUUAGAGGAUGUGAAGUGGUCCAAGAAAGGCGAAGGUCGAGAAUGGGACCGCGGAAAGUAUGUCAAUGAGGAUGGGCAUAUUGAUGUUAAGGCUUCUUGGUAG
Messenger RNA from Aspergillus oryzae RIB40, 1254 nucleotides. RefSeq lists its product as uncharacterized. The record is from RefSeq and is a predicted model, not a curated record. The coding region runs from base 1 to 1254 and encodes 417 amino acids. NCBI's taxonomy places the organism in Eukaryota, Fungi, Ascomycota, Eurotiomycetes, Eurotiales, Aspergillaceae. The transcript is spliced from 2 exons.